UGAGCCUAGGUGAUCAUGGUCGCAGAGCCGCUGCAGAUAAAAUAUUGCCACUGCUGCAGAAACGGGAAAUUGAUAAUAGAGGUUCUAUUGUAAAGACCCUUUGGGUAAAAUUAACAACAUCAGCACGUUGAUAGAGAUAUUAAAAGUAGGGGAAUUUGCAAAAUGAAGACUGCCCACCAGGCUUUCCUGACCAGUCUGCAAGAUAACAGAGCGGGACCUUUGGCGGCAAUUGCUGCGUCUGCCAGCUACAUGAUGGAACCAAGAAAAAAGACCGCGUUUUCUAUCCGAGAUCUGCUGGGACUGAGACACCAGCAGGAUAGAGAUACGACAAAGACAGCGUCCGAGGAAGAGCCCAGUGCCAGAACGACACACCCACCAGACCUGAGGGGGUCGAUAUUUCCCGUGAGUCCGCGCAGACCCACCCAGAGUCCCACGUCGAGCUACCCGUACCCACCAUGGAACAACCCGCUGAUUGAUUCAUUCAGCACUUCCGGUCAAACCAUUCUAAACUUCAAUAUCUUCUCAUCGCCUGGAAACAGAGAAUUUAUGAAACAAGAAUGUGAAGACAGAAAACAGCACAUGCAGUUCGAUGGUCUGCAGUUUUCUCAAAAUAACACCAAAAAGAAAAAGAAGAAACGACGUCACAGAACGAUCUUCACUAGCUACCAACUUGAUGAACUUGAAAAGGCUUUCAAAGACGCUCAUUAUCCGGAUGUUCAAACCAGAGAGGUGUUGGCCAUGAAGACUACACUUCCGGAAGACAGAAUCCAGGUUUGGUUUCAAAACCGCAGAGCGAAAUGGCGUAAGACUGAGAAGACUUGGGGACGUAGCAGCAUCAUGGCGGAAUACGGACUGUACGGAGCUAUGGUGCGCCACUCACUUCCGCUUCCGGAAACCAUAUUAAAAAGUGCUAGCGAAGGUGUUUUAGAUUCCUCAGCACCGUGGCUCUUAAGUAUGUACAGAAAGUCUGUAACAAGUCCAGCAAAACUAGAGGAUGACGCGGACAGUGACAGGUCACAUGUACCGGAAAUUCGUGAUCGAGAAGACUUUCGUUCUGAGAGUAUCGCAGCGCUGCGUGCACGUGCGCAACAGCAUGUGCAUUACUUGCAUCAGUCGCCCGAAGAUGACGACAGCGUGAUAGACGUGGAUACCAACGCACCGAGCAGUCAAGCAGAAACUGUGUCAGAAAAAAACACUGAACUGCUAUUUCCCGAAACAGUGAAUUGAAUGUACUGCUAAUAACACUCCCUAUAGUGCUAGAUCUCAUAGAUGCGUUUCGUGUGAGUGGUUGUGUAUUCAACAUUUAGCGGUGUCGCAGUAGUAGGAGUGCAGGGCUGUAGAUAAGUAGAGGAUGAUAACAAAGUAGGGCUUGCUUCACUACAUGUCAGGAGUGGGAGUGGGGAACUCAUAAAAUUCGAGAAGACUUAGGUGUUUUAAUUUGUCGCCUUUUUCUGGCAAGUCAAGAUCCCGUCCCUACUUAUAAUUAUAAGCGCCUAGAUAUAAUAAGUCAGCAGAUUAAAACCAUAUUAAAACGUUCUUAUCUUAGAAACAAUAAAGUAUGUGAACUCUGUUGAUAUAAAAUUAAUUAUACCAUCCUCUCAAACAUUAGCUACAUUCCUGAUACAUCAUUUGUACCCGAGGUAAACAUGUAAUUAAACAUUUCAUAUUGUUAUGGAACAAAUGGUGGUUAUUUUUUAUAUUUAAUAGUUUAGAAGAUUUAUAACAUAUCUAAAUAUUAAUUUUGUUUCUGUUCAGCUCUUAUUUACUUUCAUAGUGUUUCUUAUAACAAAAUAGUCUAACUCUUAAAGGAAUUUUGAAAUUUCAUUCAAGGAAACUCAGAAAUGAUAAUGAAGUUUGAAUAUCUGGGAUCGAUAUGCAGUUCUGUUGUAAAGUGCUCGCCUGAGGAGCCACGGGUCAUAAGAUCGGUCACCCUGGGUGGACUUGAUGUUUUUUUCUCUCGUCCUAACCAAUGCCCAACCACUAGUACAUUAAAGGCCGUGGUAUGCACUGCCCUUUCUAUGGUAAAGUGCACAUAAAAUAUGACUACUGCUUUUUAGUAGUAGUAGCCUAUGUGGAGAAAUCGUGCUGAGCUGGCUUUGAACAAGCAUUCCUUUCGUUUACAGAAAUUGCCUUUAGUAUGAAACUAUCGAUUAAUCCUACUCAUAAUCCAGUAUAUUUAGGUAAUAUAUGUGGAAUAGAGAGGGGGAACUUGCAGCAGAAAUGAUAAAUUCAAUGAUUAUGUAAAGGAUUGCAUUAAGGAAUGUUAAAAACCUGUCCUUGCAAACACUAAAAUGGCAAAACAUAUUUGAUAUACAAAAUUUAUUAUUCAAGAAAGUAUAUUUUAAGUGCUCUGUAUGUUGUCCAGGUAUGUCAUACAAUGUUUUAAAUAUGAUAUUGGUUUUUGUUUGGGUAAGUAAAAUUUUAAAAUACAUGUAUGCAUGAUUACGUUAUGUAAUUAAGAUUUGUUAUGACUAUAUAUAUAUAUAUAUAUAUUGGAAUAAAAUAUAUUAAACAUAUAAUUCCAAAUACCGUGGUUCAUAUCAAAGUGUUAUGUUCCAAUAUAAAAAAAACACCAUUGUAAAAAGACCUGUCAUUUGUUUACAGAGCUAAAUAGUUACAUUGGUUAAAACAUAUACAUGUACCAUAUUUGAAAGAGGCAAAGUGGUCAUAAAGUUUCAAACUUGUUUUAUAAUGUUUAUUUUUAUUAACACUAUAAAAUAUUACAUAUUUUAAUUUGUGACUAUAUUUUGUAGUGGAUGAAUCAGGUGUAAUAUUUUUUUUAUUCAUUAAUUUUCUGUAACAGUAUACAUUUCCCUCCAUAAUGGAUAAUUAUGGCCCUCGUGAAAUAAUGUUCAUUAACACUCACUAAAGCUCUGACAACCUAAACGUACUUGAUCAAAAUUACCCAUUUUGUGGUGAAAACGUACAUACAUUUUGAUCAUGUUUACACAUUUAUAAUUAAACAGCAUAAAAUUAUGCAAAAUACAAUGAUAAGCAUUUUCGAAGUAUGUGUAAUAACAAUAAACACGAGAUAGUAAGUGAACGUGGUUUGGAAAUAAAUGUUAUACAUGUAUAUGUCUAUUGUUUUCUUCCCUUAUAAUGUUUUUAGAUGUUAGAACAUUGGAACAACUAGAGGCAGUAGUCAUUCGAAUGGGGUUAAAACUGCCUAUCCUAAAGACACAUUUAAAGGGACAUUCCUGAGUUUGCUGCAAGUAUUAAGAUGUUAUCGACUAACAGAGACUUUUUAACGAUUAAACGUGUUUCUGAUCGUUGUAAUAUUUUCAUUUAGGUUAA
Gigantopelta aegis is the source of this 3294-nucleotide messenger RNA. Its product is annotated as visual system homeobox 2-like. The record is from RefSeq and is a predicted model, not a curated record. Gene Ontology annotation, biological process: regulation of transcription by RNA polymerase II. Gene Ontology annotation, molecular function: sequence-specific double-stranded DNA binding; DNA-binding transcription factor activity, RNA polymerase II-specific. Gene Ontology annotation, cellular component: nucleus. The coding region runs from base 163 to 1227 and encodes 354 amino acids. Lineage: Eukaryota; Metazoa; Mollusca; Gastropoda; Neomphalida; Peltospiridae. The transcript is spliced from 5 exons.